Messenger RNA from Ipomoea nil (Japanese morning glory), 1231 nucleotides. Its product is annotated as exosome complex component RRP4 homolog. The coding region runs from base 115 to 1092 and encodes 325 amino acids. The transcript is spliced from 7 exons. Gene Ontology annotation, biological process: poly(A)-dependent snoRNA 3'-end processing; exonucleolytic trimming to generate mature 3'-end of 5.8S rRNA from tricistronic rRNA transcript (SSU-rRNA, 5.8S rRNA, LSU-rRNA); nuclear polyadenylation-dependent rRNA catabolic process. Lineage: Eukaryota; Viridiplantae; Streptophyta; Magnoliopsida; Solanales; Convolvulaceae. The record is from RefSeq and is a predicted model, not a curated record. Gene Ontology annotation, molecular function: RNA binding. Gene Ontology annotation, cellular component: cytoplasmic exosome (RNase complex); nuclear exosome (RNase complex).
AGGCGCUUGGUCGAUUAAACCCGGGGGGCUUAUUUCUAGGGUUUAUCUAAUUCUUCAAAAAAUCAGUAGUCUCCCCAAUUUUCCCCACACAAAUACGCAAAUAUAGAGACAGAGAUGAAAGGCCUACAGAUUUCUUUGAACAAAACGCAGAAGAUAAGGCUCGAGAGAGCUCUGGAAUUGUUGGAGUCAUUCUCCUCAAAAACCAACUCCAAUGCCUCCGUCACCGUCGCCGACGUCAUUCCGGUAGACCACGAAGAUGGUAUCCUCAAGGGACACGGGACAUCGGAGAUGGAUGGCCGUGUUGUGGCAACUUUAUGUGGAGUUGUUGAACGGGUUAACAAACUUGUCUAUGUGAGGUCUUUGAGAGCGAGGUAUAAGCCAGAAGUAGGUGAUAUCAUUGUGGGUCGAGUGAUUGAGGUUGCUCCAAAGCGGUGGAGAUUGGAGAUAAACUCUAGUCAAGAUGCUGUAUUGAUGCUUUCAUCUAUGAAUUUGCCAGAUGGCAUUCAGAGACGACGAACUGCAGUUGAUGAACUAAACAUGAGAAGUAUAUUUGAGGAGCAUGAUGUUGUUUGUGCCGAAGUUCGUGGUUUCCAGCAUGAUGGUAGUCUGCACCUGCAAGCUAGAAGCCAGAAAUAUGGAAAGCUCGAAAGGGGUCAGCUGCUCAUAGUUUCUCCUUAUCUAGUGAAGAAGCGUAAACAGCAUUUCCAUCAUCUGGAUCAGUAUCAAAUUGACUUGAUACUUGGCUGCAAUGGCUUCAUUUGGAUCGGUGAGCAUGUUGAUGUAAAGGAUGACACAAUAGAAGAUCAAUUAAACAAAUCUAUGCAACCCAGUACCAAAUCUAGCACUUCAAUGAUCCUUGAGGAAGAGGAAAAGUAUACGGCCCCAGAAAUCAGGUUAAAUAUAUGCAGGAUAGCAAAUGCCAUCAGAGUAUUAUCUAAUUUAGGCUUUAUGAUAACUGUGGAGUUGCUAUUGGAGACGGUUGGCUUGAGCGAGUCACUGAAUCAUGUACACGAGAUGCUUGGGGCAGAGUUCUAUGUAAUGGUUGCCGAGAAAGAAGCUGAAAGACGAAGCCAAUUGACCAAAAAAAGAUGAUUUUUUUUUUUUGGUUUGUGUGUUUUAUGUCUCGCUAAAUUGUUGUUAGAAUGAGGUCUCAAUGUAGUUUUGGUGAUGAUUCUUUUAUUUUACAGAUUUAGUUCUGAUGACCAGAAACUAAUUUAAUUAUAUGAGUUUA